This is a messenger RNA of Fusarium sp. VM40, 1014 nucleotides long. Lineage: Eukaryota; Fungi; Ascomycota; Sordariomycetes; Hypocreales; Nectriaceae. The record is from the annotation of a GenBank genome assembly.
AUGGACGAGUCCCCCGUUAAGACCGAGGGCGCCACUCGCCAUCGCGCUGGCUACAAGUCUUGGAAGAAGAAGUACAGAAAGAUGCGCAUUGUGUUCGAUCAAAAGAUGCACGAUGGCGAGGAGCUACACAAACAAGAGGACAAGGCUGCGGCGCUGGUCAAGCGCUUGGCUGUAGAGAACGACCGCCUUUUAGACUUGCUACUCGAAAUCAACAACUCUCCUCAGAUCCCCCCAGAAAAACAGGUCGACGUAUCCCUCGAACCUCCGUCCGACCCCAAAGCGCCUGUUCUGCCCCUGGAUGAUGAGCACGAGCUACACAAAGACACACCCAGAAAGAAACUGGAAGACCUCAUCAGCGGUGUGCCACAUUCAUCAUACAGCAAUGCUAAGGAGACGCUACCGCAAAUUGUCAACGAGCUGAAGGCCCCAGACGGCGAAACAUAUCCUGCCGACUUUCUAUCUGCCGACGACAUCGACAACUACAUUUACGAAAUCGACAUGGCCCUCGAUUCCGAGACACACCACCUCCCCACACUUGCUCCUCGCGCCCACCCUGGCAACCACCAUCAAUCGCACCCACACCUUAAGAACCCUACCAGUGUAACAAACUGGCUGCGCAAACAUGCCCCCAAGAUAUUCCUCCAGGACGGCGAGGCGCAUGGCGAUGCAGAUGAUGGUGAGGGUGGCCAUACCGGAGGACGUAAGACUCGUGGAUCACGAGGCGAGCGUGGUGGACGGGCAAGCACAAGAGGCAAGCGUGUCAGCAUAGCCGCUCGCGCAGCCGCAACAGCAGAUCGCGAUGUGGAUGCUAGCAUGGACGAGGACCAAGAACGCGCCUCAACGCCUGUCAGCCGUGGCAAGCGCAAGAGGAAUGCCGAAGACGACACGGGUUACAAGCCCAGAGGCUCAUCGACAAGGCCAACAAAGAAGAAGCGCAAGAGCGAAGCAGAAGGAACCCCUACCGUUCGCAAGUCUAAGAAGGACAAGGAGAUUCCUGCGGCUCAUGCCGAUUAG